This is a messenger RNA of Papilio machaon (common yellow swallowtail), 1636 nucleotides long. Its product is annotated as bombyxin B-9. The record is from RefSeq and is a predicted model, not a curated record. Gene Ontology annotation, cellular component: extracellular region. The coding region runs from base 284 to 973 and encodes 229 amino acids. NCBI's taxonomy places the organism in Eukaryota, Metazoa, Arthropoda, Insecta, Lepidoptera, Papilionidae. Gene Ontology annotation, molecular function: hormone activity. The transcript has 5 exons.
UUAUAAGCGCGCGCGGCGUGCUCUGCCGCACAGCGUGACCGGCGCCCGAGAACGACGCUAGAGCGUGCGGUGCGACAGCGACACGUCUGCGGCCCGCUUCACUCUCUCGCCGAUACCGCUACCGCGUCUUGACCGUGUCGCGCGACUCUGUGCCACUCGUUGCUAUACCGUGAUACAAACCCCGAAGAACGCUCCCGUGUUGCCGUGCUGCAGAUCGCUCAGCUAGCGGCGACCGCAACCGCGCUCUACACGCACGUUGUUGGCUGCAUGCAAAGAUAUAAAGAUGUUGUUGCGGCGGGUUGUGUCGGCGCUGCUGGCGGUGGCGGCGGGCGCAGCGCUGUGCGGGCGCGCGGACUCGGCCAGCGUCGCCAUGAAGCUGUGUGGCCGCAAGCUCGGAGAGAUCCUCAGCCGUGUGUGCAGCGCCUACAACAGCCCCGCCUGGGAUGUACCCACAGUGGUCGAGCAGACGGCGGGGGUGGUGAGGCGACGGCGGGAAACCGGUAUCGUAUACGAAUGCUGCACGCAGGGCUGCACUUUGGAACAUCUCACGGAGUACUGCGCCACUACCAUUAAAGUCACUUCAGAAACCUCGGUGGAUUCGCACAUGAUCGAGGAUCGCUCUGCGGAGUCGACGGGCUCGCGAUCGGCAGGGUCUGCGGGGGCUACGGGGAUGGCAACAGCGGCGCGCGCGCCUGCGGCGGUAGGCAGCGAUGUGUACGCGGGGCCGCGCGAGGUGGGGCGCGCUGCGAGCGGGUACGGGCGCGCGGGCUGGCGCCGCCGAUGUCGGUGCCGCGGCCGACGCUCACGCCGGCGGCGCCCAACCCUCAUGGGUAACAUGCACAUCAUAAAAGGUGCAGCGCGCGCUGCGCCCGUGGUGGGCACCGUGUCACCACUGCUGACUUGGGGCAGAACCCUAAACACUGACUUGCCAACGGUCGACAACGAUCGCUACGCAUAUGUUAUAUAUGCGUAAAUUAGAACAUCAAAUGCUAAUGCUCGGACCAGAUGAAAAAUCUACAGAGCGUAUACAAAUUCAAGUGGGUACUUUGAAGAAGUUUGUGACGGAUCGAACAAGAUAAUAUAACAGAUAAAGCGAGGAAAUUGAGUUAUCGUCCAAGUGUUUAAUAUUUAUGUGUGCAUUUAUGUUGAUGUUGUAAUCUGUUUGUGAGUAUAUUUGUAAGAAUUUAGCUCAUGAAAAUCUCAUGUAUAGCUAAUGAUCUUCUGGAAAUGCUUUUAAUUGCUGUAUGAUUGUCUUUGGAAUUUUAAGCUUGUUUUGAAACAUGAUACUGCAGCUAGUCAGAGAGCAGAUAAAAAAUGUAGUAAAAUAACAUCGAUUUAAUUAAUAAAAAAAUUAGGCGAUAUUUCAAUAUUUUUAAUAUUUUAUCAAGAUGCACCUGUAAAAAUGAAAUGUUUUUGUACAACUUUGUCUUCAGAGAAAACACACAGUCUAAAGGCCACUUUGACCAUAUGAAUAUUUUGUUCUCUCAUAAAAUGUAUUAAAUUCGAAUGUAAGGAACUAACACAUUUCUUGGAUAUGUCAUAACAAGCUUUUACGUAUCUUGUACCAUAAUUUAAUCAUUUGUAUUUAUUUAUUUACUUUAUAUGUCGUUUAAUACAUCACCUAUGUCAUAAUAGC